AUGGGGGGCGAAGAAACCGAGAUUAUCCUGUUCAGCUCGAGGGGCGAAAGAGAUGACCGUCGCGACCGACACAGAGACCGUGAUCGCCGCCGCUCUCGAUCACCAGACCACCGUGGUGGUGGUGGCCAUCGCCGGCCUGAGGGAGACGUCGAUGCAUACUCUUCAAGUCGCAGCCACCGUGAUAGGGAACGUGAGGACAGAUACUCAUCGGCGCGCGACCGUCGGGGCGACCGCGAGUGGGACCGUGACCGAGGCUCUUACCGCAGAGAUGCUCGACGUGACGACGACGAGAGGCCCAACCGACGAGACCGAGAUGGAUACGACGAUCGCCGAAGAGGAGGACGAGAGCGAGAGAGGCGUGAUGAUGGGUUUGCUAGGCAGGAGCAGCCACGCCGCAGCCCGUCGCCCCCCAAGAAACGAGAACCCACUCCCGAUUUGACGGACGUUAUCCCCGUGCUGGAGCGUAAGCGACGUUUGACGCAGUGGGAUAUAAAGCCUCCUGGCUAUGACCUCGUGACGGCCGAGCAAGCCAAGCUUUCUGGCAUGUUUCCCCUUCCAGGUGCCCCUCGUCAACAGCCGAUGGAUCCAACAAAGCUGCAAGCCUUCAUGACUCAACCCGGUGGCCAAGUCACCAGCGCAGGACUCAAGGCGAGCAACUCUCGCCAGGCAAAACGCCUGCUCGUUUCCAACGUCUCAAGCGGUGUUACCGAAGACGCCCUGAUCUCCUUCUUCAACCUACAACUGAAUGGGCUGAAUGUCAUUGAGAGCUCUGAUCCUUGCGUUCUCUGCCAGUUUUCUCAAGACAAGGCAUUUGCCGUCCUAGAGUUCAGAAACGCGUCUGACGCAACUGUUGCGCUCGCAUUGGAUGGCAUCACCAUGGAGGCCGAUGAUGCACAGAAUGGUACCGCCAAUGGUGGCAACCACGGGCUGAAUAUCCGCCGACCCAAGGACUAUGUCAUGCCUGCGCUGCCAGAUGAGAUGCCCUACGACCCAGAAGUCAUAUCCAACGUGGUGCCUGAUACUGUGCACAAGCUGUGCAUCACCAACAUUCCGUCUUUCAUUAACGAGGAUCAAGUUAUUGAGCUGCUCGCCGCAUUUGGCAAGCCCAAAGCGUUUGUUCUGGUGAAAGACCGCAGUACCGAAGAAUCUAGGGGAAUUGCAUUUACCGAAUAUCUUGAGCCUUCCACAGCGAACGAGCCUGCCUUGAAUAGCCUGAACGGAAUGGAUAUGGGCGGCAAGAAGCUCAAGGUGACGAAAGCCAGCAUUGGACCUACACAGGUCGCAAACUUUGACGUGGGCAUCACUGCGAUCAGUGGUCUCGCUUCUCAAACCUCCAAUGACAUUGAGAGAAGCUCCGUCAUCCAGCUUCUCAACAUGGUCACUCCUGAAGAGCUUCUGGACAACGACGAUUACGAAGAAAUCUGCGAAGACGUUCAGGACGAAUGUUCCAAGUUUGGCAAGGUCGUGGAGCUCAAAGUUCCCAGACCAUCUGGCGGCAGCAGGCAAUCCACCGGUGUAGGCAAGAUAUACGUCAAGUUCGAUUCCGAAGAAUCCGCCACCAAAGCUCUCACAGCUCUUGCUGGAAGAAAGUUCGCCGACCGAACUGUAGUGGCAACGUAUUUCCCAGAGGAAAACUUCGAAGUAGGCGCUUGGUAA
Messenger RNA from Trichoderma aggressivum f. europaeum, 1656 nucleotides. RefSeq lists its product as uncharacterized. Bases 1 to 1656 code for a protein of 551 amino acids. The transcript has 5 exons. The record is from RefSeq and is a predicted model, not a curated record. NCBI's taxonomy places the organism in Eukaryota, Fungi, Ascomycota, Sordariomycetes, Hypocreales, Hypocreaceae. Gene Ontology annotation, biological process: mRNA processing. Gene Ontology annotation, cellular component: U2-type prespliceosome; nuclear speck; commitment complex. Gene Ontology annotation, molecular function: poly-pyrimidine tract binding; pre-mRNA 3'-splice site binding.